Molecule: messenger RNA, 3390 nt
Organism: Caenorhabditis auriculariae
Lineage: Eukaryota; Metazoa; Nematoda; Chromadorea; Rhabditida; Rhabditidae
Source: the annotation of a GenBank genome assembly
AUGGGUGAGCUUUCUGUUCCUCUUUUCCUCCGUACAAGUGUCGUGUGUCGUGUGCAUGCACUGCGCCACUCCCGCGCAGAAAAUUGCUUGUAUGCAGUACGUAGACCUCUGCACGGCGUUCCCAAAUGGGGUGAGGGAAGGUGAGCGAGGCGUCAAAGUUUCUGAAUUUACAGGAAAAAUUUAGUGCGCGCUACGGAUAAAAUGCACUGAGUAUCAAACGUUAAUAACUUUUUUGUUCGAUCGCCUUCGACUGGGUACUGUAAAUUUCAUCUUUCGCGCCAAAUUUUUUUUGACGUUUCCCCACCCCGUUUGGGAACACCGUGCUCUGGCAAUGCGGUCGCCUGCGUCUUUAAUAUGCCUUGUCAUUUGAGCUCUUACUAGUUAGAGCCGGAAUCUCUGCCGUUCCUAUGACAUCACGGAUGAACGGCUGAGCUUUCAACUCCGUCCACCAUAUUAUUGGAUUUUCUUUCAUUAAAAAUAGGCCAUGAAGCAAAAUAGGCAUUAACAUAGAUUGGAACGUGGCACAUUCUUUAAAACUUUGAAACUAUGAAACUUUUAUUCAGUCUUCAGAGAAGGUUUCUCUGCUGAAUCAUGGAAUCAUUGAAGAGCUGUUUGUCGGUUCGCGAAACUGUUGUUGAUCAAGCGUAGACGGCGCGUAGAGCCUCUCGUCUCUCUUUUGAUAGUAGUAGACGACUUUCGAGCGCUCCGGCGAUCACUGCUUCUCCAUGUAGGAACAGUACGGCGCCCAGCUUGUCCAGGGCUGGCGGGCGUCGGAAAAUUGCCUUCUUUACAAGUGUGCAACUUUCGUUAGACUUUUGAUUAAUCUUUGAACUUUCGUUAGACUUUUGAUCGUUGAGCUAACCUUCUGUUUUGAGGUUCCUUCGCAACGCAGCAAAUCUGUACGAUCAUGGCGAUGCUGUCGGAGCAGGAUCAACAAAUUAGUCAGUUUCCUCAGUCUUUGGCCUGUUUCAUUUGAGAUUUCAGUUGAACUGAUCCCCCUCUUCAUCCGUCAAUGGAAAGUCGGCAAUCUCAGUUCGUUGAUAUUUCUUUUGUUUUCAGAGAAGAUGAAGAUGUGUAGUAGUAUUAUAGUCCGUUUUUAGCGACUUGAAAAGACGAGAGUCGGUUAAGGUUAGACGGACUACGUUCUAUGCAUAAAAUCCAGUUUCGGGAAAAUCAAGCUAAAUAACAAUAAAAAACAUUGUCUUCUUGUUCCAAGGCGCCUUUGCUUGGCAGACCAAAAUUCAGUUCUCAAAUAAGUAAGCCGAAGUAAAUAUGCUCCUUGAAGCUAAAUGCAGCCUUUAUAAAGUCAAAGAGAACUAACAAGGCGUGGCCGGUUUUAACUUUCAUUUUGAGGAGUCGAAAUAAAGGAUUGGCACCGGAUGAGCAUCUCCCAGUUGGCCAAGUUUAAGUCGAACGAAAUCGUGAAUCCAGAAGUUGACUUUGCGUACAAUCGGAACUUCUGCAAGGUUGAUGUUCCGGCCAACGUCAAGGUCCUAGAUGCGAAUCCAGAGUUCGAUGAAGCUUUAAGAAAGCUGGAGAUCGUCAAAAAAGCUCACGUGGCCGGCGAACAGUUCCAAGCAGCCAAAGAUACGAAAGUCGUCUCAGACUUUCGUCGAAAGAAUCCUACCGAAGAUAUGAAAGUACUGGCGAAGAAGUAUGGGGUUUGGCCGAAGGAACCAGAACAUGGCGAGAAAUUGAAAGAGAAUGCCAAACACCCCUGGAAAGGGUACGAAAAAAAGCCUAAAAAGCAAACUCGGAAAAAGGCCGGCGAGGAUACGCCUCUCAGCAAAACCAAUACCACCACAUCAAAAGCUGAGCAGAAAAAAAACGAGUCUAAGAAGGUCGCGCCAAAAAUGGAAGUGAAGAAGAACGAGGCGCCUAAGAUUGAGCCAUUGCCGCAACUGGUGCCGCUGGGUCGAGUCGACAGAAAAAACUGUAAGCCGCUGGUGAUGGCUCCGAACUCCCCGGUCUACUUCCCCGAAAUUGAUCUGCAGUCGAAAGUUUUGCGUGAGUUUUCUUCGAUUCGUAUUCUUCAAAUUUAGAGAAAAAUGUUUUCAAUGAUAGGAAACGAACUUUGAUCAAUUUUCUGAAUUAGUCGAAACCAUUCCCGAUUGAGGGAAAAUUUUCAAUGAAAAUAAAUGCUUGGAAAAACUUGACAAGUCCCCUGAGGUUCCCUUUGAAGUAUCCUCUAAUGAACAUUUUAUUUUUCAAUUUUGAAGCAUGUAAAAAAAGAACUUUAUUGGUCUUCAAAUUUUUAAAAAUGUUAUGAAGUCGAUUGGAAGAGAAAUCGUGCUUCAGCAUUUUUUCACUAUUUCAUCUCUUGAUCGUAAGAUGAAAAUGAAGAUUUUUUUACAGAAGACGCUUUUACCGUGUUCACGUUAAUGUGCGAUCAGUUCGAUAAAUUUUUCGUGACUCACAAAGAAGGUGAACAAAGAGUUCCAACUUGAAGGAAAUCUGUUUUUCGUUUUUAGUUUGGGUCCUAGUGAAUGAAACGGCUCAGCAAGCGUCUGCAAUCACUGACCGAGAGAUUUUUGAAACCGUUGGUUUUGAAUACAAAACAUCGAAAUCAAAAAAGCUGUCGGAGAAAACGGAGAAUCCAAAGUGGAAAGAUGCGUUCAAAGGAGUUUUCGAUGCUUCGAGUGAGAUUCGAUGUGCAAAAUGAAAAUCACCAUGCUUUUCUCUGUUCCAGUGUUUUUCGACGACCUGGUGCAGCUCCGCGCCAAAUGCGAUCCGAAGGACAAGGAGCUGUACAACUUGUUAGAAGAGCAAGAAAGAAUCCGCGCUUUGCUCUUGCAUUCCGCUGCGAAGAAUUAUUUAUAUUUCUUUGACAGUGGGUUUCGGUUUUGUUCGAUUGCGAGUUUCAGAGUUUCAGUAGAAGUAGAAAAAUGAGCUUCGAGGUUCAAGCUAACAAAAAUAAUUUCUGACGUUUUAUUAACUUGCUGAAGACUUCCAAAGAAAAAUCAAAAAAUAGUUUUCUAUUGAAAUUUUUGAUAGCCUUUUUUUUCAGUGAACGUGCUAAAAACGAAUUCAGUUUUCUGAAACUUUGAAAUUUGAAUUUACUAAAAAACGGCCUCUUUGCCUCAAAAACGAUUGUUUUCAGAAGCGACGAGGCUUAAUCAAGCCAUUCUGCCCGGCGAGACGCCUCUCGCGAUGAGAAGACGCCAUUGGAGUUGAGAUUUGGUCGUUUUCAAAAUUGAUGGAAUGUUUCCAGAGGAGGGCGAGGUCACCGAGAAGAUCAGCACUCUUGCCUGGGCCCGCCGCUUGAGAAUCAACCCGGUGAAAAAGGCCCCCGUCAGAGACUACGUGGAGAUGAAAAAAACGCUCCCACAUCCAACGGGCCCCGACGAAAAAAUGGAGAAGAAGAGCAAGAACAAAAACAAGAAGAAAUGA